CUCCCCUCUUCGCUGCUCUCAUCUCCCUCUAUCUCUUUACUUACGAUCCAAAAGCUCAAAAGCUCUCAAAAAGAUGUCUCUUGGAACUGUCUACGCCACUCCCGAGGAGGCCAAGCGCAUCAACGCCAUCGCUGCCUUUGCUGGUGUCUCUGUCGACGUGAAGGAGCCCAAGGCUGGUACCCUCGUUACUCCCACCUUUGAGGACAAAGAUGGCUUCGUUGUCUUCGGCGCUGGUGCCGUCGGCCGUUACAUCGCCUCCCUCGCUCCCAACUCCACUCUCCUUGGCUCAGACGCCAAGGAUGCCGCUGUUGUCGACCAAUGGGUUGCUCUCGUUGACUCACAAGUUGUUCAGCACAGCGAGUUUGUGAUCGGCCUCGUCACCGGCACCAUUGUCCCUUACUCGAAACCCAUCCAACAAUAUGGCGUUGAGCACUUGACCGCCGCCCUUACCACCAUCGAGGCUGCCCUCGUCACCCGCACCUUCCUCGCGACCGAGCGUAUCACCCUCGCCGACAUCGCCCUCGCUUCUGCGCUCCAGCGCGCCUUCUCACUCACUGUCGACGCCUCCCUCCGUUCAAAACUCCCCAACACCCUCCGUCACUUCAACACGAUCGUUAACCAGCCCAGCCUGAAGUCUGUCUUCGGCGAGACCACUUUCGCGGAGAAGGCCGCCGCUUACUCACCACCAAAGAAGGAGAAGAAGGAGGAGGCUCCUAAGGCCGAGAAGGCCCCUAAAGCUGAGAAAGCCCCGAAGAAGAAGGAGGCCGAGGAGGAUGACGACGAGCCCUUGGUCCCUGCCGAGCCCAAGGCGAAGAACCCCUUGGAUGAUCUGCCCAAGUCGUCGUUGAACCUUGAGGACUGGAAGAGGGCGUACUCCAACAAGGACACCCGUGGUGCUGGUGGCUCCCUUGAGUGGCUCUACGAGAACUUCGACAAGGAGGGCUACUCCCUCUGGCGCGUGGACUUCAAGUACAACAACGAACUCACACAAACCUUCAUGUCCUCCAACCAGAUCGGCGGCUUCUUCAACCGUCUCGAGGCUUCGCGCAAGUACUUGUUCGGUUCCGUGGGUGUUCUUGGCGAGACCAACAACUCCAUCAUCACUGGUGCUCUCAUCGUCCGUGGCCAGGAGAUCCAGCCCGUCGUCGAUUGCGCACCCGAUUGGGAGAGCUACUCGUACGAGAAGCUCGACUUGUCGAACGAGGAGCAGAAGAAGUUCUUCGAGGGCGCUUUGGCUUGGGAUUUGGAGAUCGAUGGAAAGAAGUGGGUCGAUGGCAAGAACUUCAAGUAAACGUCCAUUGAGAAGAAGUCAUGAAGCUGUAGCCACUGUCGUAGUCGCCGGGAUGUAUUGAUGAUUACAGAAGUCCGUGUUGUAGAUCUCAUCUUGUUGUCUGUCUUGGUAGCUCUGUAGUUCUGUCCAUCCAUCCGUAUAUUCAUUUACCCCUGUUUUUGGUAUCAUUCUUCGUGGCGCCAGUAGCGUCUUGAUCUGAUUUUUUUCCCGACUGCUUGACACUUCUGAUGAAAUAUUAGGGUGCUUGCGUUGAGUAUAGAAUGUCCAAAGAAUGGGCAAC
Messenger RNA from Stereum hirsutum FP-91666 SS1, 1571 nucleotides. Its product is annotated as elongation factor 1-gamma. The record is from RefSeq and is a predicted model, not a curated record. Gene Ontology annotation, cellular component: nucleus; cytoplasm. The coding region runs from base 74 to 1291 and encodes 405 amino acids. The transcript has 6 exons. Gene Ontology annotation, molecular function: translation elongation factor activity. Gene Ontology annotation, biological process: translational elongation. Lineage: Eukaryota; Fungi; Basidiomycota; Agaricomycetes; Russulales; Stereaceae.